Quercus robur (English oak) is the source of this 1686-nucleotide messenger RNA. Its product is annotated as embryogenesis-associated protein EMB8. Lineage: Eukaryota; Viridiplantae; Streptophyta; Magnoliopsida; Fagales; Fagaceae. The coding region runs from base 151 to 1473 and encodes 440 amino acids. The record is from RefSeq and is a predicted model, not a curated record. The transcript has 8 exons. Gene Ontology annotation, molecular function: monoacylglycerol lipase activity; short-chain carboxylesterase activity.
UUCAAAAAUUGUUGCGCAUUUUAAAGAGUUUUUGAGACCACAACGGGAAUUCUUUAUUUAAAACCGCGGCUGUAUCGUACACUGUAGAUAUUCUCUACUCGCGUAAAUUUUCGGUAUCAGCCAAAAACAUUUUAAAAACCGCGCCCACAAAUGGCGACUACUUCAGUCUCACCUCUCUCUACAUUCCGCCAUCGCAGUCCAAUUAUAUCCACACCAAACCCAUUUCUCUCUCUCUCCCCAAUAAUCAAAACCAGCAAAAUCUCAGCCGUCCACGUCAGCACCACCACCACCACCACCACCACAAUGCCCAGUAGUGACCUUCCCGAAGCUCAGGCUCAUCCGUCGCUGGAAAUCAUCGGCGGAGCAAGCGAGUCAAUCCUCCCAGUUCUCAACGCGACCCUGACCCGAAAUCGGUACAACCCGUUUCCUUUCUUCGGGUGGAAUCGCCACGUGGAGACCAUCUACGCCUCCUUCUUCCGGACCCGCCCUGACGUCAGACUCCGCCGUGAGUGCCUCCGUACCAAAGAUAACGGCUCCGUCGCCCUCGAUUGGGUCUCCGGUGACGACCGUCAGCUGCCACCCGAUUCUCCGCUACUCAUUUUGCUGCCAGGUUUAACGGGAGGGAGCGGGGACUCGUACGUGAGGCACAUGUUGGUUAGAGCGAGAAGCAAAGGUUGGCGUGUGGUGGUGUUCAAUAGCCGAGGUUGUGGGGAUAGCCCUGUCACCACUCCUCAGUUCUAUUCAGCUUCGUUUAUAGGAGACAUGCAUGAGGUGGUGGAGCAUGUUUCUUCUAGGUACCCAAAAGCUAAUUUAUAUGCUGUUGGUUGGUCUCUUGGGGCCAACAUUCUUGUUCGUUAUUUGGGUCAGGAAUCUCAUAGUUCCCCUCUUUCUGGAGCUGUGUCACUGUGUAAUCCUUUCAAUUUGGUCAUUGCAGAUGAGGACUUCCAUAAGGGCUUUAACAAUGUCUAUGACAAAGCUCUUGCUAAAUCUCUCUGCAAUAUUUUCAAGAAUCAUGCUCUUCUCUUUGAAGACAUAGGUGGUGAAUACAAUAUCCCAUUGGCUGCCAAUGCAAAGUCUGUUAGGGAUUUUGAUCAAGGACUGACCCGUGUUUCAUUUGGUUUCAAGUCAGUGGAUGACUACUACUCCAAUUCUAGUAGUUCAGACACAAUAAUGCAUGUUCGCAUACCUUUGCUUUGCAUUCAGGCAGCAAAUGAUCCAAUUGCUCCAUCCAGAGGAAUCCCUCGUGAAGAUAUCAAGGAAAAUCCGAACUGUUUGUUGAUAGUGACACCCAAAGGUGGCCAUCUAGGGUGGGUUGCUGGCGUUGAUGCUCCACGUGGGGCUCCCUGGACUGAUCCUGUUGUUAUGGACUACCUUGAGCAUCUAGAGAGAGGAGCAUUAAAAGGCAUUACAUCUUGUAGUAAUACUGUAGAAGUGGAGCAAUGUACAGAGGGCUCGUACAGCCUAAAAGUUUAGAUGGCAGAUGCUUAGCAUUCUUUGCAUAUUUAUAAAAUAUAUUCAUUUAGAGAUCAUCCUUUCAUAGUUGUUUACAACAAGUUUAAUGAAUAAGCUAAUGUCAUAAAAUUCUUUCCAGUUGUGUACUGUAACUGGAGCCUAGCAUACCCAAACAUCAUUGGAUCAUAUUUUGAAAAUGUUGAAUAAAAUGAAACAAAUAAAGUAUAGAGAUCA